Molecule: messenger RNA, 3637 nt
Organism: Ceratitis capitata (Mediterranean fruit fly)
Lineage: Eukaryota; Metazoa; Arthropoda; Insecta; Diptera; Tephritidae
Gene: Mgat4a
Product: alpha-1,3-mannosyl-glycoprotein 4-beta-N-acetylglucosaminyltransferase A
Exons: 3
Coding region: 1056-2828 (590 amino acids)
Biological process (GO): protein N-linked glycosylation
Cellular component (GO): endoplasmic reticulum; endoplasmic reticulum-Golgi intermediate compartment; Golgi stack
Molecular function (GO): acetylglucosaminyltransferase activity
Source: RefSeq, a predicted model, not a curated record
UUGUGUAGGGGCUGUUUUCAUAUACUCGGGCCAUAAUUUAAUUUUAGUUUUUUUACACGGGUAAUUUUUUCUAAAUAAACAUUUCUUAACAAGCAAUCUUCCCUACAGAUUGCUGUGAGAAAUGCCUCUUUUAUAAAUAUAAAAAUACUUGAAACAUUUUGUAUAAUGAAAUCAUUUCCUAAGUGACAACUAUGGUAUAAAUAAAGUGAAAAUAAAAACUCAAGUGAUGGUCGGUCACCCAAACACAAAAGAAGUUCCUAUUAGAUUGAUGCGAUUUGGACACUUUUUCAAAGUUAUUUUUGCAGAAAAAUAUGUAGUAAAAUUUCCAACAAAUGUAGCUGUAAAGUUUCUACUGUGACAUAAGAAAAGAGUUGGAAAGAUGCAAAUUAAAAGGUGCGACUGCAAAAAUUAUUUGCCCACACAUAUGCAUUUGUGAAUAAUAAGGUGAAGUAAUUAAAAAUAUAUACUCUUCAAACUAGCAAGUCUUUGGAGAAAAAAGCAUUAUUCUUUUGCUAACAAUAAAACAAAUGCAGAAUAUUUAAAAUUUAUCUAAUAUGCAAAGCAGAGAGAUAUAAAUAACGUCACGAAUUUGUAUAUCAAUAGACAUAAUUACAGAUAAUAUCAUAUAAAUCUGAUACCUUCGUUAAUACAUAUACACAUAUGUAUGUAUGUACAAUGCCGCUUGAGUGGAUAAAUAAUAAGCGGCGCAUGGGAAUUGUGACAGCUGCAUUUAGUGCUAACUAAAGUAAUAAUAAAGUUGCGCGUCUGAUACAAAUCUACUACACUACAAAUCACACCUAUAACUCUAGAACCAUACUCUCAUCAAAGCAAUAGGUUAAAGGAUAUUAAAAAUGAAAUGCGUACAGAAUUCCAUGACACUUUUUACAUAUUGAAUGUCUAUGUAUAAUUUUGAAGAAGGACAUACACACAAUGCAGUAAAAGAAUUGAUUUUACACCAAAGGAAAUCUAUUUUGAUCAACCUAUCCAGAAGGAUAAUCUAUCGAAAGAAAAACUUAACAAUAUAUUUGUAACAGACUACUAACGAGUGAGCGAUAAUGUUUAAAAUACGUCAACGUAAUUGUUUACUAGGGACUGCCUUCGUGGUGCUAGUUCCCUGUCUGGUUGGCCUAUUUAUUGUGGGUCCAGAAUUAUCCACCGAACAGUCACUGUCACAACAAUUGGCCGAAUGCAGAUUCCGACUGCAGUACCUUGAAUCUAUGUAUCGAUCGAGACAAGAAGAUGUUGCUAUACUUUCCCAGUAUUUGCAUCUUAGUAAUGCGACAACAAUCGGCUUGGCGACUGUUGCUCCAUUACCGUACGGUAAUGAAUUCAACACCAGUACAUCGGCCAUGCCAGCCGCCGGAUUGCCUACUCUACUCAAAUCGUUGAGUCCUGAAGCGAGACAAUUAAUUAAAAAUGCCACACACACACAUACCACACAACGUUUUAGUUCAUCACCGGUUAUACGCCUGCCGACAGCAUAUAAUUUUCUACCACAUCUACUGGAUGAUUCCGCAUCAUUGCGUCCGGCUUAUAUACGUUCGAAAGGUCGAACAGAUGUUAGUAUUGUGUUAGGCAUACCGACUGUAAAACGUGAAAAACAGUCGUAUUUAGUGAGCACAUUACAAAAUCUCAUCGAAAACAUGAAUGAGGAGGAGCAAAAUGAAACUUUAAUUAUUGUUUAUAUUGGUGAAUUAGAAGAGGAUGUCGUCCAUACAAUAGCCAAACAAGUCGAGUUGAAUUUCGAAGCUUAUGUGGAAUGUGGGCUGAUUGAUAUUAUAGCACCCUCACCGUCUUAUUAUCCAAACUUUGAAACAUUACGUAUAACUCUGCAAGACUCUUUGGAACGUGUUAAGUGGCGAAGUAAACAAAAUCUGGACUUUGCUUACUUGAUGUCUUAUGCGCAAUCAAAAGGCACAUUCUACGUUCAAUUGGAAGACGACAUAUUGGCCAAAUCGCAUUUUAUUACAGCUAUGAAGAAAUUCGCCAUAACCAAAAGCGCCCUAACCAAACCCGAUCAGCCAUCGUGGUUUGUUCUGGAUUUCUGCCAGUUGGGUUUCAUUGGCAAAAUGUUCAAAUCGGCAGAAUUACCAUAUUUAAUAACAUAUUUUCAAAUGUUCUACAAUGAUAAGCCAGUGGAUUGGCUGCUACUCUAUUUUAUCGAAUCGAAAGUUUGUCGCUCAGACAAAGAUCAAAAGCAUUGCAAUUUGGAACGUGCCAAGUAUUGGUUGCACUAUCGCCCAUCGUUGUUUCAACACAUAGGCACCAGUUCGUCGCUUAAGGGUAAAGUACAAAAGUUGAAGGAUAAACAAUUCGGCUCUAAAGUACCGUCAUUCCAUCCACAUAUGCACAAUCCACCGGCGCGUGUCCGCUCAAAUAUUGUGGCGUACAAAAACUAUUUACUGAAGCGUGCCUAUCGUGGUGAGACAUACUUCUGGGGCUUAUUGCCGCAGCCCGGCGAUUUGGUGCGAUUCAUGUUCGAUAAACCGUUACUUUUACGACGCUAUCUCUUUCGCAGCGGCAACAGCGAACAUCCAUCGGAUCGUUUCUACAACACCACCGUAGAAGUGUUACCUUCAGAUACGUUGAGCGAAAAUUCAUCUGUAUGGAGUGCGUAUAACUCUACAACGGAUGAAUAUCUCAUUGUGGGUGCAUUUGAUGGUUUGGGUGUAGCCGAGGGUACAAUCGAUCCUAAAAUCGGUGCCAUCAAGGAGAUACGUUUGCAUGUGCAUAGCGACAGUGAAAAUUGGGCAUUAUUGAGUGAAAUCGAUUUGGAAACAAAUAGUGGUACCGUUAGCAGUGUUGAUAAGUCCUACACGAAUAGCUGAUUGCUACAACAUCGGAGCUAUACAGUCGCAGGAAAUAUACAACCCAAUACAAGCUAAAAAGGAAACGUUUGUAAACAUUCAUUACACACAACUUUUUACAUACAUCACCGAACUUCCACCAAGCGAAUUCUGUACGUACUAUAUGUGUUUGUAGUUAAUAACAAAAAAAAAAGAAGAAAAAAAACGAAAAUGAAGAAAAACCGAAUAUAUAGCUUUGCUGCACUCUUGGUAUAACCAAGCCGAGCUCAUUAAUUUAUGUAUAACGCCGCAUUGAUAAGGUGUUGAUAAAAAUAGUUGCGUGUAAGAAAUAUGUAUAAGUGAUGAAAAAAAAUAGCAAAUAUUUAAGCAUGUACAUGCAUGCAUGGUUUUAUGAUAUUAAUGUUUUAUUGUCCGUAAAAUGUGAGAUCGAUAUUUAUAUUGUUUUUUGUUUGUUUGUUUUUUAAUCCGUUUAAUAGCCGUAACGAUUCCGUGAUAUUUUUAUAACCCUAUACAAUUAGUAAUUGUAUAUAUGUAUGUAUGUAAAUUUGUUUCCUCGAAUAUUUACAUUUUAUAAACUAUAUUUUCCUAAAGUCCACAAAAGUAUAUGUACAUAUAUUUGUACAAUUAUAUUUCUAUACAUACAUAUGUAUUGUUUCCAGUGAUUAAUCUAAAAUUGUUCGUUGAUUAUAUUCAAGAAAUAAGCAUAUUUAUUUGCUUUAUAGUUGUAAUAACAAUUUCGUUAAGCAUUAAAAAGACGAUUUCCUUAUGCAUUUCAUUUAAUUCUUUUAUACUAAUUAAUAAUUUAAUUCUUUUAUACUAAUUAAUAAUUA